This is a messenger RNA of Cladocopium goreaui, 2600 nucleotides long. The record is from the annotation of a GenBank genome assembly. NCBI's taxonomy places the organism in Eukaryota, Dinophyceae, Suessiales, Symbiodiniaceae.
UUGCUAGAUCGGAGACACCGAUGAGCCAUGGGAAAGUACGCCCGGAAAAGAGCUGCUGCUGGCAAUCGGAAAAGAAAGCCGCUUAGACCUGGCCGAAAGAAACAGAAGAAGGGAGCGAAAAAGAAUGCGCAAAGAGCUCCCAAGCUAUGGCGAAGACGCUGUCUCUUGAGAGAAAAGAAUCUUGAUGAAAAGAGAGAGCUGUACAUCGAGCGGUUGGUGAUCUUGCACGAAGAAUUGCGAACCAACAACUAUUAUUGGAGUUUGGUGCGGUUAGUGAAAGAUCUUCACUUUGAUGUGGAGCCCCUGGAUCCGUCGGACUUUCCGGUGCAUCAGGUGCAACACGUUCAGCGGGGGGGUUUAGACCUGCGUUGCCCUCCGGAGAUUCUCCGGCGAAGCGCACCUCUGGUGAUGGUUGGACAGUGCCUCUGCGGCUUGCCGCGGGAGGUGUGUCACAGACAUCGAGAUGGUCACCAUGGGGAGAUGUGGCCGAUCCGGCAGAAGAUUCGGGCGGACCAAGAGGUCUCUCUGAGUGAAGCCACCAAUGAGGGGCUGGAACGUCAAGAACCCGAAGAAAGCCUGCCUUUGAAGAAGGUUAAUUGGCCAUAUGAAGAAUGCUUUCAACUCCGAAAUUGGCUGCAGAUCGUGAAGUCCAAGCAAUGGAACCGAUACGAAUUUCAAGAGCCAUUCAAGAACCUACUGCUACCGGCCUUGACGAAGGCAAUCAGCCCGCGGCUCGGUAUGGUAGAAGAUGCUGCGAUGCUGGAGGAAUUUCUGUCGAAGCGAUUCGAUGCUGUCUUUUCCAAGGACCAACAAAAGAAAUUGCUGCCGCGGAUCAUUUGGGCCUUGUGCUGGGAUUUCCGAGAAGACUUUCGGGAGAUGCAACGGCAACGGCAAAUGGACACGAGACGGCAGGAGCACCUCGAUGCGAUCAUGGCUUUUUGUCAGAAAGCAGGAGGUUAUCUGACCUCCAGGGAUGUUCGCCGUAUCAUUCCCAAACGCGGCACCCCUGAAGCUGGAAAGAAACGGUCACAGGCGUGGCUGGCAGCAGGUGUGUAUGAGCUAGGGGAGUUCAUACAGGACAGAUUUAAGGCGGUCCUGCCUCCAAAGUAUUUGGUUCGCAUGGACCACAUUGCGCACCGAAGGCAGCUCAAGGACAGAAAGAGAGCUCCGAAGGAGAUCGAGGUCAACGGGGAAAUGAUGCCGUGGAACCGAUUCGAAGUGCAGCAAGGAAAUGAAGAUACAAAGGGCAAUGGAGAGGAGGAGGAAACGACGAAUUUGUCAAAAGCCAAGGAAAACAAAGGAACUGCAGCGGGACGGCAGGCCACAAAGAGGAAAACUCACGAGAAUGAAGAAGAGGAGGAUUCAAAACAAGAUGUGAAGAAGAUAAAGGUAAAGGCAAAGGAAGAGGAGGUGGGACAUGGCGAGGAGGAAACUGCGUGGAAACAGGUUCAAAAGGCAAAAGGAAAUCGAAAAGCCCAGGGAAAGAGUGAAUCGAGGCUUCAAGCGCUUCAAGCGCUUCAAGCGCUUCAAGGGUCAGGUAGAGAAGAUGAGUCUUCGAAAAAGGAUGGAAAGGAGUUCAGAGGAAAAGGCAACGGAGAGGAGGAGGACCAGAAGGAACCCGUGGAAAAGGCUGAGGAUGCCAAGGAUAAACAGGCCAGGGCCGAAAAAGCGGCCACAAAAGAAGCCAAAGAAGCGGCAAAGCAGGAGGCCGAAGCAAAGAAAGAUGCGGAGAGAAUCGAAAAGGAUUUUGCCAGAGCUAAAGAGAGAUCCGCAAAACAAAUAGCAAAGGCAAAGGCAAAGAAUGGAGAUGACGUGAAGGUUGAACCGAAUCCCGCUGUCUUGCAGUUUCUGGCUGCCAUGAAAGUUCCUGAACCCACAGGAGGGGCCGAAAAGAUGAAGUGGAUGCUGGAUCAACUCAACGCUUUUCCGCACAACGUCCAGUUGCGCUGUCGCUGUGUGUAUCACCUCCUGGAUGGAUGGAAAGGUACCCGGGACAGCGGAGAAAGUGACAGCUGCACAAAGUUUGCACAGAUGAUCAAUGACACUGUGGACACUUUGUACACAUCCCCAUGCGGCGACGAGAUGGACAUGAAGGGCCUGGUGGGUGGUCAACUGCACUUGUUGAGUCUGCUGAUUCCGCGACGGGUUGAGUCAAAACGCCACGAUGGAGAGGAAACUUUCGAGGUUUUGAAGAGAUUGGAUGAGCCUGCAACCCCUUUGAGCUUGGAAAUGGAGUUGAAGAGUUUAGCUGAUUUGACCCGGAACUAUCCGCACGAUCUCCUUUUAUGGCAGUUGAUGGGGGCCGCUUUGACAGAUGAAAGGUGUUCCAGCAAGUUGGUCUUCGAUGUCUUUAUUCCUCGUUUCCGCGACUGGGGACGCACCUUUUUCCGCCUCAAGGACAGCAUUUCACCCAGGUUCAGCGGCUUGCCUGUGGAGGUCUUUGCGAUUUGGGUGCUGAUCAUGAGCUACCUGUUGGCGGAAAAAGUCCCAGAGCUUCUGAAAGUUAUCGAAGCGCGGCCGGAGGGUCAAGAAGACGAGGCGAUGCACUACGGGGCGACGCUGGUGAAAUGGCCCGGAAAUUUAAAGCAAGAACUGAAGGA